Jatropha curcas is the source of this 1514-nucleotide messenger RNA. Its product is annotated as phosphoglycolate phosphatase 1A, chloroplastic. The record is from RefSeq and is a predicted model, not a curated record. Gene Ontology annotation, cellular component: cytoplasm. Gene Ontology annotation, molecular function: phosphatase activity. NCBI's taxonomy places the organism in Eukaryota, Viridiplantae, Streptophyta, Magnoliopsida, Malpighiales, Euphorbiaceae.
CACCACUUCACAAAGCAAACCCAGAGGAAAAAAAGAAAAUUAAUAUUAAAAAAGAAAAAGGAAAAUUCACAACCAACAGAGAGAGAGAGAGAGAUGCUAGGCAGAACAGCUGUAGCCUCUUCCUCUGUUUCAGUGCCUGUUGUAUCUCAUAUUAUCCCUAAAUUCUUGGGGCUUAAGAGGCUCUCGUACAAUUGUUUCUCUACUGCAAACAGUAAAUGGAACCAGAAUUUUAAGUUAUAUAGCAGAAAGAGUAGCACUGCUUUGAGAAUGGAGACCAGAGCAACAGCUCAGCCUUUGAAGAACGCUGAUGAGCUUAUUGACUCUGUCGAGACCUUCAUAUUCGAUUGUGAUGGCGUUAUAUGGAAAGGAGAUAAAUUGAUAGAUGGAGUCCCUCAAACUCUUGAUAUGCUUCGUUCGAGGGGCAAGAGAUUAGUUUUUGUUACUAACAACUCGACAAAGUCUAGGAAACAAUAUGGUAAGAAGUUUGAGACUCUUGGUCUAAACGUCAGUGAGGAGGAAAUUUUUGCCUCCUCUUUUGCAGCUGCUGCUUACUUGAAAUCCAUCGAUUUCCCAACAGAUAAAAAGGUUUAUGUCAUUGGUGAGGAUGGCAUCUUGAAGGAGCUUGAGCUUGCUGGAUUUCAGUACCUUGGUGGGCCAGAAGAUGGUGAGAAAAAGAUAGAACUGAAGCCUGGGUUUCUAAUGGAGCACGAUAAGGAUGUUGGGGCCGUGGUGGUUGGAUUUGAUCGAUACUUCAACUACUACAAAGUCCAGUAUGGGACUCUCUGUGUAAGGGAAAAUCCCGGGUGUCUCUUCAUUGCUACAAACCGUGAUGCUGUUACUCAUCUCACAGAUGCUCAGGAAUGGGCAGGUGGUGGUUCCAUGGUUGGUGCUAUUGCUGGAUCAACUCAGCGUGAACCCCUUGUUGUUGGAAAACCCUCAACUUUUAUGAUGGACUACUUAGCAAACAAAUUCGGGAUUCUCAAGUCACAGAUAUGCAUGGUUGGGGACAGAUUGGAUACUGAUAUUCUGUUCGGACAGAAUGGUGGUUGCAAAACUCUUCUUGUUCUCUCAGGUGUGACUACCUUGUCAAUGCUUCAGAGCCCCAAGAACACCAUCCAACCAGAUUUCUACACAAACAAAAUUUCCGAUUUUCUUUCUCUUAAAGCUGCAGCUGUAUGAGAAUUUACGAACCUUGUACACUGUCAUUUCACCAAUUAUAAUUUCAGAUGUACGUCUCUGCGAAUUUCUCCAGGAAAUAUGGGUAAAAAAAGAAGAGGUUUCACACUUUGUGGUGGCUCUUAUUUAUAUGGUUGCUUGUUUUCUACCUAAAAUUUGUCUUAGCAAGUUUGAUGCCUGUUUCUGAUUUUUGGUAGAUAGAGGUGGGAAAUGUUAGAUUGAUAGCUAUCAUCCAUGUAGAGAGCAACCAAAAUAGACAUGAGAGCAGUUAUUAAAAAUACUUGUGAAUUGUCCUAAUUCCUAAAGAGCAGCAAGUAAAUCCUUCAACUUUGAUGUCA